This is a messenger RNA of Aspergillus wentii DTO 134E9, 2095 nucleotides long. RefSeq names its product endopolyphosphatase. Gene Ontology annotation, cellular component: membrane; fungal-type vacuole. The coding region runs from base 155 to 2062 and encodes 635 amino acids. The transcript has 2 exons. The record is from RefSeq and is a predicted model, not a curated record. Gene Ontology annotation, molecular function: endopolyphosphatase activity; exopolyphosphatase activity. Gene Ontology annotation, biological process: polyphosphate catabolic process. Lineage: Eukaryota; Fungi; Ascomycota; Eurotiomycetes; Eurotiales; Aspergillaceae.
CCAAACACCGGUACAUUUUGCUUUCUGACUUUUUCUUUCUUUCUCUCCGCCCAUUCUCUGAUCUUUUAUGAUCAUUCUUGUCAUUUAAAAAUAAAGUCUGGUCUCCCGCGCGGUCGGGGGAUCUCGUGCUUGAGACAGGAAAAAAAAAGCAUCCAUGACUUCAAUUCUGCUGGCUUUGGCCCUUUGGACGGCCAAUGCAGCCGGCGUUCCCGUCGCAGAACAACUGCCGUUAGGCGUCGGUUCAGGCAGUGUCGCACAACCCUCACGAGGGCUGACUGGGAGGUUCCUGCAUAUCACAGACCUCCACCCAGAUCCUCACUAUGUUCCCGGAACUUCUACAGAUGAUGCGUGCCACAGGGGACAUGGCUCCACUGGAUACUUUGGCGCAGAGGGAUCGGAAUGCGACGCACCGCUCUCUCUAAUCAAUGAGACAUUUCGCUGGAUUGAGAACAACCUGAAGGGCAAGGUGGACUUUGUCAUCUGGACCGGUGAUUCGGCGCGCCAUGACAAUGAUGACGAUAUUCCUCGAACAGAAAAGGAAGUUAUUCAACUGAAUGAAGUUAUCGCCCAACAAUUCAUCAAUGUGUUCGCUGUGGAUGGUGAUGUGGUCGACAAGGUCCAACCGAAUCUCGGCCUUUCCAUCCCUAUCAUCCCUACCAUCGGAAACAACGAUGUCAUGCCACACAACAUCUUCGAAGAGGGCCCUAACCGAUGGACAAAAGAACUCUCCGAGACUUGGAGCAAGUUUAUCCCGGAAAUACAGCGCCACACUUUUGUUGAAGGUGGCUGGUUCACCACCGAGGUGAUCCCUGGCAAACUCGCCGUCAUAAGCCUGAACACAAUGUACUUUUUUCAAUCCAACAGCGCGGUCGACGGAUGUGAAGAUAAGUCGGAGCCGGGCUAUGAGCAUAUGGAAUGGCUGCGUGUGCAGCUCAAGCUGUUACGGGGGCGCAAUAUGAAAGCCAUACUCAUGGGACACGUCCCGCCAGCUCGGACCGGUUCCAAGAAGAAUUGGUAUGAGACAUGCUGGCAGAAGUACGCUCUCUGGAAGAAUCAGUACCGGGAUGUUGUGGUUGGGGAUCUUUAUGGACAUAUGAACACGGACCAUUUCAUGCUCCAUGAUAAUCACGAAGUGGAAAUUGCGGAUAUCGGUCAGAGUGACGCAUCGAGAAGCUCGCAAGACAAAUUGCCAAAUAACAUCUCCAUACAGGGCACCAAGGAAUAUCUGGAUAGUCUUCGAGACCAAUGGGCUGAUUUGCCAUCACCACCAUCGGAGAUACUCUCUCUCGAUUCUACAGAUGACUGGUUCCGAGAGGAUGUUGCUACAUUUGGCGACGAUGCUCUUGAUGAUCCAAAGGUGCAGGGAAAGAAGAAGAGAAUGAGAAAAUUCCUGAGAAAGAUCGGUGGUCCAUGGGCUGAACGCUACUGCGUGUCAUUGACCAUGUCCAGUUUGGUUCCGAACUAUUUCCCAAGUCUCCGGGUGGUAGAGUACAACAUCUCUGGUCUAGAAGAUACGCCUACGUGGGCCGAAGUCGGUUCGAGCAUGUCAAUUUCUGAUUCGUCCUACUCCGACGAGGAUGCGGAGGAAGAAUAUUCUCACCAGGCAGAUCAGCCUCUGGACGAAGAGGGAAAGAAGAAGAAAAAGAAGAAGCCGAAGUUCAAAGUCCCAGAGCCCCCCUCAGCCACAUCUCCCCCAGGCCCUGCAUAUUCCAACCAGCCAUUUACAUUCUUGGGAUACACACAAUACUUCGCCAACUUAACGAGAAUCAACCGUGAAUACGAAGAAUUGUCGGCAAGUACGUCGAACACAGAUAAAAAGCACGACCUUUUAUCUUUCGAAGUCGAAUAUGAUACCAAGAAUGACGAUGUCUACAAGAUGCAAGACCUCACUGUUCGCAGCUUCUUCAAACUCGCUAGUCAGAUUGCAGCAGGGAGCUCGAAUGCAGACGACAUAUCUGCCGAUGGAAAGAAGAAGAAGAAGAAGAAGAACAAGUUCUGGAGAACGUUCCUAAGUCGAGCGUAUGUUGGGUUUUACGAUGACGACGAGCUUAAUGACCUAUAAAAGGGCUUUUUGAUAUGCUCCGUAUACUGCGCU